GAAAAUCCAAUCAAACAUCUUGAGCACCUAAAUCAAUCUAUCAAGAGUACACCUACGUAGUUAUGUUCUUUUCUUUAAGACAUAUGUAUAUAUAAAAUAAGUGUAUUAUAUCAGAGAAUUUCUCUACUAAACAUAAUCUUAUCUCAUAAUGUGUUGUUGUGAAUAUGACAUAAUCAAGUAUAUGCUAAUAUUUUUAUUGACAAUAAUUACUGUUAUUUAUUUUGUUAAUGGACAAGAUUUUCUAUUAACAAGUGAAGAUGUCAAUAUUAGAUUAUCUGAUGUAUCAAAAACAUCAGAAACAAUACAGACAACCAUUGAUCCAAUCCUAUUGAAAUCUUAUCAUAAAAAUACUGUAAUAUCAUUUACUACCUUUGGAAUAAUAUUCGGUUUAUUCAAUUUAGCCUGUUGGAUUGCAACAAUUAUAAAAGCGAUCGCAGAUAGAAAAAAAAUCAAGAAAAGGAAUUUAGAAAGGCAAAAAGCUAAACGUUUCAAACUGGAAAGUCAUAGAAAUUCAGUUAUGAAAGAUUUGGUUGAAUCUGAGCCACCAAAAUUAAUUUUUCCCACAAUUGUUGACAAUGUAAUACACAGUAACAAAGUGAAUCAUAAUGAUGCUACAUCAACACCAGAAUCUCCAACUCAUCAUUUUUCUAAAUAUUCUAACUUACGACAUUCAGGUUCAAUGAAACGAUUAACAGGAGAAGUGUCUACACCUAAUUCAUCAGGAAAUGUUGACUAUCAGUCAAAUGAAAAGAUAAUCUUGUUACUUAUAUCAAUCAAAGAGUAUGAAAGCGGUUUUCUUAUCUUAUGAUUACUAUAUUAAAUGUUGUCUAUUAUAUUGAAAUAUGCUAUGUUAACUGUGUUUUAUUGUCUUCAUAAAAAGAAACUGAUGAUAUAGUAACUAUAUACUGUGAAAAAAGACUAUUAAAAUCAAUAUAUUUUACUUAGAAAACUAUUUUUUCCAGUGCUUAUUACAUUUAGCUAAUACGUUUUUUCAAAAUAUA
Messenger RNA from Heterobilharzia americana, 1001 nucleotides. The record is from the annotation of a GenBank genome assembly. NCBI's taxonomy places the organism in Eukaryota, Metazoa, Platyhelminthes, Trematoda, Strigeidida, Schistosomatidae.